AUGUUUCAAGCUGCCCAGGCAAUAGGGUAUACCUUGGAGUCACUUCAAUCGACUCAACACGGCCUCACUGCUCAAUUGAAUCUUGCGGGCGAAGCCUGCAACGCGUUUUCAAACGACAUAGCUAACUUGACUGUCGAAGUUACCUAUGAAACGCAGUCAAGGCUCCAUGUCAACAUCUACGACACCGCGUCGCAGCAGUUCACACUUCCUGAAGCUUACUUCGAGCCUCGGUCCUCUCCUCCAAUCUCGACAUCACCAACGUUCGUCAAUGAAUCCGAUCUCGUGUUCAACUAUGACUCUGCCCCAUUCGCCUUUUGGAUCACACGUCGCUCAGAACCAGACUCCUCUCCCCUGUUCGAUACCCGGAUCUCCUCACUGCCUGAAACUCCAAUUGCUGCGUUCGUCAACUCCACCGUCAAUGGCUCCAGCACCGGAUUUGAUGGGUUCCCUCUCGUGUUCGAGGACCAAUAUCUUCAGCUCACUUCCGCUCUUCCGGUGGAUGCCAACAUCUACGGUCUUGGCGAAGUGGUGUCUAGCAGUGGCUUCCGGAGGGACGUAAGCGUGAAUGGAACAUUGCAGACCAUUUGGGCUCGCGACGACGCGGAUCCUGUCAAUUUGAACAUUUAUGGAUCACACACUGUGUAUCUAGAACAUCGCUUCAAUGAAACCACGAAUACAUCCCAGUCCCAUGGUGUCUUCCUUUCAAGCGCUGCCGGAUCCGACAUCCUCCUUGCGACACCGCCUUCCUCCAACACCUCCCUAAUCCAAUACCGCAUGCUAGGCGGAACCCUUGACUUGUACUUCCUCUCGGGUCCGGAUCCUAAGACUGUGAUCGAACAGUACGGCGAGGUUGUGGGCAAGCCGACUUGGCAGCCUAUGUGGGGCUUUGGUUUCCAUCUCUGCCGUUGGGGAUAUACGAAUUUGUCGGAAUUGCAGGAACAAGUGGAGAACAUGAAAGCUGCGAACAUCCCUCUCGAGACCAUCUGGAACGAUAUCGAUGUCUACCAUUCACUUCGUGACUUUACCUCUGACCCGAUCAGCUAUCCUGGCGACCAAAUGAGGGAAUUCAUCGCGAACCUAACUGCCAAUGGCCAGCAUUAUAUCCCCAUUUUGGACGCAGCUGUCAACCACGCCGCGAACGAUACCGACGUCUACUAUCCCUUCUCGGUCGGCAUAGAGAAGGACAUUUUCAUCAAGAAUCCAGACGGUUCUCUGUAUAUCGGUCAAGUGUGGCCCGGAUAUACUGUGUUCCCAGACUGGUUCGCAGAAAAUACUGAGGAAGUUUGGACGCAAGCCCUCACGAACUGGUCGCUCAAUGGUGUUGAAUUUUCUGGUUUGUGGCUGGACAUGAACGAAGUCAGUUCCUUCUGCGUGGGUUCAUGUGGAACUGGAGCGAACCUCUCGGAUACGUCCGUUCCUAUCACCCUACCCGGAGAACCUGGCAAUCUGGUCGUUGAUUAUCCUGAGGGAUACAACUCCACGAUCUCAGGACCUAGUGGCAAUAUCACCGUCAACGGAACCUUGACAUACGGUGCUGGAGCAGCGCCAUUCUCUGAGCCUGCGAAACGAGCUCUCGGAAAACGCGGUCUAGGAGCAGCCAACGAAACCGAUGUCGACCUUAACAACCCGCCCUACACCAUUCACAACGGUUUCGAGGGCCUCGCCACCCACACGAUUGCUACCAAUGCAACGCAUGCCGGAGGUUACGUUGAGCUCGACACCCAUAACCUUUGGGGAUAUAUGGAGGAACGGGCGACGAACCUUGCACUUAGGCAGAUCCAUCCUGGGCAGCGUCCUUUCAUGAUCAGUCGGUCGACUUUCCCAAGUUCGGGAGCUUGGACUGGACACUGGCUCGGGGAUAACUAUAGCAAGUGGGCGUAUUUGCAGUACAUGAUCUCGGGUGUCCUUCAAUUCCAGUUGUACCAAAUUCCAAUGGUUGGAUCUGACACUUGCGGGUUCAACGGUAACACCGACGAGGAGCUCUGUAACCGCUGGAUGCAAGCUUCAGCCUUCGUACCCUUCUAUCGGAACCACAACGAGCUCAGCGCUCUCUCCCAAGAGCCUUACCGUUGGGAUAGCGUCGCUGAGGCCAGUCGUGUGGCGAUGGCGGUACGGUACUCUAUGCUGCCUUACUGGUACACCUUGUUCGCGAAUGCCUCCACACACGGGACGCCUCCCGUGCGAGCCUUGUUCUAUGAGUUCCCGAACGAGCCAGAACUCUUCAGCGUCUCCCUGCAAUGGAUGAUUGGAAGCGACAUCUUGGUUUCCCCAGUGACAACUCCGAACGUCUCCACUGUUGACGCUGUAUUCCCCGGCCGCGGCACUGAAACCUGGCGUGACUGGUACACUCACGAAGCUGUGAACGCCACAUCGAGUGGCACCACCACUCUUUCGGCUCCAUUGGGCUACAUCCCAGUCCACAUCCGCUCCGGAGCUGCUAUCCUUCUUCACUCCCAACCUGGAUACACGACCAACGAGACGCUCCAAUCUCCUUACUCCCUUCUCGUCACACUCUCCUCUGACGGCUCUGCCUCCGGGUCCGCGUAUAUCGACGAUGGAAUCACCAUGCCCACCGAAAACAGCACGGUCUCCAACCGGACGCUUACUUUCUCCGUCAACGGCGGGAGCUUGAGCAUCGCCAGCCAAGGCGACUGGCAGGUCUCGCAGAAGUUGGAUAUUUUGACUGUGCUCGGAGUCGCAAGCCAGCCGACCGUGGUCAACGUGGGAGGGACGAACGUGUCGAGUGGCCUGACGUAUGAGAGUGGAGUGCAGAGGUUGAAUGUGACGGGGUUGGGAUUGGAUCUCAAUGCGGAGGGUCCGAUUGUCGUGAGUUGGAGUUGA
Messenger RNA from Stereum hirsutum FP-91666 SS1, 2841 nucleotides. RefSeq lists its product as uncharacterized. The transcript is spliced from 21 exons. Gene Ontology annotation, biological process: carbohydrate metabolic process. NCBI's taxonomy places the organism in Eukaryota, Fungi, Basidiomycota, Agaricomycetes, Russulales, Stereaceae. The record is from RefSeq and is a predicted model, not a curated record. The coding region runs from base 1 to 2841 and encodes 946 amino acids. Gene Ontology annotation, molecular function: hydrolase activity, hydrolyzing O-glycosyl compounds; carbohydrate binding.